Chlorella variabilis is the source of this 1305-nucleotide messenger RNA. RefSeq lists its product as hypothetical. Gene Ontology annotation, molecular function: protein binding. The transcript is spliced from 10 exons. NCBI's taxonomy places the organism in Eukaryota, Viridiplantae, Chlorophyta, Trebouxiophyceae, Chlorellales, Chlorellaceae. The record is from RefSeq and is a predicted model, not a curated record. Bases 1 to 1305 code for a protein of 434 amino acids.
AUGGCGGAGGCGGGCCAGGCGCCGGCGCUGCUGCAGGUGCGGCCCCCUGCCGCCGCGAGGGGGCCGAGGAGCGCGCCUCGGGAGGAGCACCUGAUCCCCUAUGUGCCCCAGAUCGUGCCCAGCGUGGACCUGGCAGCAGGCGUGGUGUACGUCCAGCCGCCCGCGGGACUGCUGGAGCUGGGCAGGCAGCAGAACCUGCUGGCAACCCUGGAGCGCGACUUGGAGCCCUUCACUCAGCCCGCCCCGCUGAGCGUGCUGCAGCGCAUGGGGCUGCGCACCAUGCCCACCUCGGCCCAGCUGGAGGCGGCGGGGCGGCGAGACCUGGUGGCGGCGGUGCGCGCGGCAGGCGGCUUCCUGGAGGUGGCGCAGGCGCUGGGGCUGCGCAGCCAGCGCAAGCCUGCCGGCUACUGGGAGGACGAGAUGAACCUGGAGCUGACCCUGUUUGUGGCGGCGCACUGGUCCAAGUUCAAAGAUCCCGACAGCCGGCAGAGCUACUGGUACAACCAGAUCACGCACCGUAUCAGCUGGGAGGAGCCGGUGCUGCCGCAGCGCAUCGCGAUUGACGACGAGGGAGGGUACAUCGUCACGGAAGCGGAGGAGGACCGCGUGAUGCCCAGCCGCUCCGCGCUGCAGGCGGCGGGCAGGUACGACCUGCACCACGCCGUGAUGCUGCACGGCGGCUACACGGUGGCUUCUCAGUCCCUGGACCGCCGCCCCGCCUGGCCCCCCUCCCAGCACCUGGACAGCCUGGCCGCCCUGCGCCAAGAGCUGCGCCAGUUUGUGUCUCAGACCGGCCUGCGCCGCGGCUGCCUGCCCACCGCCAGCCAGCUGCUGGAGGCGGGGCGGGGCGACCUGUACCAGGCGAGCCGGUGGGGAGGCGGGGCCAUCGUGCGGCGCGGCGGGUUCUGUGCUGCCGGGCAGGCGCUGGGUUGGGAGACGCAGCGCCGGGGGCGGCGGGCAUGGGCCGAUGCGGCGGCUGUGGCUGGCGAGCUGCGGCGGUUCAUCCUCGACACCCAGUUCCCUCCCAGGGCCGGCAGCACGCCGCAGGGCAGGCUGCGGCGUGGCAGCCCUGCACGCAGCCAGGCCGGGGAGCGGCAGGGGCAGGCGCUGGAUGCCCAGCCGCUGCCGCCAGGCGCACGCAUGCCCACGCAUCUGCAGCUGGCCAGCGCUGGGCGCCACGAUCUGAAGUAUGCGCUGCAGCUCCACGGCUCCGCCAGCAUUGCCGCCAUGCUGGGCCUGCAAGGCAACACCCAGGGUGCGCACAACCGCAGCAGGGCGCGGGAGGCGGCAGACCCACACAGAUAG